AUGCAUCCCACAGAAGUCGAGGACACGAGCGGCGACGGUGCGUGUGACAGCGGUGUCGGCGGUCCUAGCCUCGCCUGUCCCGAGGGUACCAGCGGGCUGGUCGUCGGCCCGGAAACGUCGCCGAACGUAAUGGAGUGCGGUGGAUGUGGCGAGCGGGUACGCGAGCGGACCAUCCUCUGCGUAGGCGGGCGUACGUGGCACUCUAGGUGCCUGAGGUGUAGCGCCUGUGCCAGACCGUUGCACGAUCAGCACUCGUGCUUCCAGAGAGGCAUGCGGGUUUACUGCAGGCACGACUACGAUCGAACUUUCGGUGCAAAGUGCGCGAAAUGCGGGCGCAGCGUGGGCGCCGGGGAUUGGGUGAGAAGGGCCAGGGAAAGGGUUUAUCAUCUGGCCUGCUUCGCAUGCGACGCCUGCUCGCGUCAGCUGUCGACCGGCGAGCAAUUCGCCCUCCUGGACGCCCGAUUGCUCUGCAAGGCGCACUAUCUCGACGUCGUCGAGGGCAACAACACCUCCUCCGAUGAAGGCGGUGACUCCGAGAGUGGUCACAAGGGCGGCAACAAGGCGAAGAGAGUUAGGACCACCUUCACCGAGGAACAGCUCUCCGUUCUCCAGGCGAAUUUUCAAUUGGACAGCAAUCCCGACGGCCAGGACCUCGAGAGGAUAGCGCACGUAACCGGACUCAGCAAGAGGGUGACGCAGGUGUGGUUCCAAAAUUCGAGGGCGAGGCAGAAGAAGCAUCUUCACACGGGCAAGAUGAAGGGCCAGCACGUGCACCAAUCGCCACCGAACUCCACUGCGUCGCCCAACGAUUUCGGCCGUCACAUCAACCUGCAUCUGACGUACUCGUUUCAACAUCAGCAACAGCAUCAGCAGCAACAGCAACCGCAGCUCAGCCCGGCCACGUGCAAGAGUCCGACGGGCUCCAUUUAUCACAAUCACGGGUCGGAGCAGUCGAUGGACGAGCUCUCGCAAGACUCGAUGCUGCUGUCUAUGCCGAACGAGGUUUAAUGGCGAAAUUUCGAUUACAUUGUAAAUACACGGCGUUGCUUUAAAAAGCGUUAAAUGGCAGAGGGAGAUACCACGCCUCUCGGGGAAGCAUCGCUCAAUGCUAUAAUUUUAUUUAUUCUCAAAUAGAGAUGUGCAAAUUAUUCGAAUACGAAUCAAAUCGAAUCAAGAGAUUCGAAUACGAAUCACAUAUAUUGACAGAAUCUUAUAAAAUCAUAUUUCCCGUUAGUAAAUUAAACGCAGAUAGAAAUUCUCUUUUAUCAUCUACAUAUUAAAAUAUUCAACCUAACACAAUAAUUAUGUUGUUAAUUAAAAAUUAAUUGUUUCAACGAUUCGGAUAAAAUUUCGUCACUUCGGAUUCGAACAAAGAAAUGAAACUCAAUUCGAUUCGGCAUCGAAACACCUUGAUUCGCAUAUCUCUAUCCUCAAGAAAAGUGAAAAUUUGCUCGUCGCUCUUCAAUGACGCACUUUUCGAGUUAACGCUCGCAACAUAUAUCUCGCGCUCUCGGUGUUAAACUUAUACUGGAACCAGUAUUGUUCCGCGUUACACGCGAAAAGAUACAUGCGUGUAUGUAUGUGUGUGCGAUGUGUGAUGUGAGCGUGCCUGCGUGUGUGUAUGUGUGUACAUGUGUGCGUGUGUGCGUAUGCGUGUGUAACUUUGUGUCUGCAAUUUUGAAUCGAUCUGUCUGCCUACCUCUUUCUCGGUUGUGUGUGAUGAUUUUGUACUUGUUCUUUCUCCUUCGUCUCUCCAUUCUCUCUCUUCCUUUCGAAUCGAUGCAACCAGAAGAGGAUCGCUUUAAUGAAGCGAAUAUAGGCGUAAAAAAAGAAGCGGAUAUGUAGGGUAUUUAUUAUGAAUCUAUUCGGAAGUGAUUUCGUUCGGAAUGAUUCCGUUUCUCGUCCACUCGACUUACUAUGAACAUUCGAAUUGUAUUCGAAAUGAUCGGAAAGUUUGCGAUUUUUUGAACGUGCUAUUUUAAUAAAUCUAACAAAAAUUUAAGCCUUAUUCUUAAAUAUAUAAUUGUUUGUACGACGAUUAAAUAAUGACAAGCUAAUUUUCAACAAGUUGCGCGAUAUUAAUAU
Messenger RNA from Wasmannia auropunctata (little fire ant), 2085 nucleotides. It is a transcript of the gene Awh, whose product is annotated as LIM/homeobox protein Awh-like. Gene Ontology annotation, cellular component: nucleus. Gene Ontology annotation, biological process: regulation of transcription by RNA polymerase II; neuron differentiation. The transcript is spliced from 6 exons. Gene Ontology annotation, molecular function: RNA polymerase II transcription regulatory region sequence-specific DNA binding; DNA-binding transcription factor activity, RNA polymerase II-specific. Lineage: Eukaryota; Metazoa; Arthropoda; Insecta; Hymenoptera; Formicidae. Bases 1 to 1008 code for a protein of 335 amino acids. The record is from RefSeq and is a predicted model, not a curated record.